Messenger RNA from Neoarthrinium moseri, 1095 nucleotides. RefSeq lists its product as uncharacterized. Lineage: Eukaryota; Fungi; Ascomycota; Sordariomycetes; Amphisphaeriales; Apiosporaceae. The transcript has 3 exons. The record is from RefSeq and is a predicted model, not a curated record. Bases 1 to 1095 code for a protein of 364 amino acids.
AUGGAUCGACCUACCUCAGACAAGAGUCUAUUAGACCGUCUUAACGCACUCAAACCGACGACUGUCAGUCUCGAUACAGCAUCCAAGUCAGGCCCGGCUUCAACCAUAGAACCGGCAAAGCCAGCCUCUAAGGAAGAUGCACUUUCGGAACGCCUGAAGAGUCUCCGGGAACGAGUUGAUCCUGAAAACCAGCCCCAGGCGGGGUCGAUAUCUUCAAGUGCAGAUUCAGGCAUACCGCCUUCGUCCAGCAAGGACAAACCCCCGGCUGGUGGUGGUGGGGAUGAUCCCGACGUUUUGCUAGACACCGAUGAACAGACGCUGGAGGAACUCUUGGCAGACCUGCAGUCUGAUGAGCAGUGGCUGGAAGAAGUUGCGGCCGAGGUGACCCGGAGCAAGGAGGAGGAGCAUCGGCGAGUAACGUCGCUUCUGGAAGACCUGGGCAAUGCCACACCUGAUGAUCAAGAACAGACUGAAUCGGAUUUUCGCAAAGGCAAAUCUGACCACCCAGCCUCUGACGAUGACUCCGAUGGGGAAGGUAUGAAAAGGGAGGCCACGGACAUUCUUGCACAAGCCAUGGAUCAGGCAGAAUGGGAGACGGCACACUUACCUAAGGAACAGCGGAAGACUCCCGAGAAGUCUCAUAGUGUAGGACAGGAUCCUUCUUACGACCCCUUUUCUCUUCCUACUGUACCUUUGGACCUUCAAGAUCAGCCUGACAUUCCCGAUACCGCUCCCGAUGACGCUGACUUUGAGGCUGCCAUUGCAUCUCGUAUGGCAGCUUUGAAGGGUCUGGGCGGCACGGAAAGAACGCUGCCUUCGGCGCCUACAUCCCAAGUGGACGAGCUAGGGUUACCCGUUGCGCCCACAUUUGCCCCCAGCGAUCGCCCGGUUACGGGCGUCUAUAAAAGAUACGGUUAUUCCGAUGAGGACGAGAAGACGUGGUGUACGGUCUGCCUCGAGGACGGCGCUGUUCGCUGUUUUGGCUGCGAUGAUGAUAUCUACUGCGCCCGUUGUUGGAAAGAGAUGCACGUAGGACCGUCGGCGGGUUUUGACGAGAGGGGUCACCAGUGGGAGAAGUUUGUGAAAAACAGAUAA